UUCCGGUCAUAGAAAUGGCCGAGUUGCUCUUAGACUCGGACAUCCGAAUUUGGGUGUUUUUACCCAUUGUAUUGAUCACAUUUUUCACUGGAAUCAUAAAACACUAUGUAACGAUACUUUUAUCAUCAGAAAAGAAGACUGAACUACAGCAAGUUACUGAUAGUCAUGUGUUGAUAAGGAGCAGAAUCUUAAGAGAAAAUGGAAAAUUCAUUACAAAACAGGGGUUUUUAAUGAGAAAAAGCUUUUUUAAUGCAGAAAAUUCAGGAUAUUUUAAAACAGAAAAGAGGGAAUCUACUGCCAAAAAUCCAAUGACAGAUCCCUCAAUGAUGACAGACAUGCUGAAGGGAAAUGUCACCAAUGUGUUACCUAUGAUCAUUAUAGGAGGAUGGAUUAACUGGGCAUUCUCAGGGUUCUUAACAACCAAAGUUCCAUUUCCACUCACUCUACGAUUUAAGCCCAUGUUACAGAGAGGGGUAGAGCUGGCAUCAUUAGACGCUUCAUGGGUCAGUUCAGCAUCCUGGUAUUUCCUCAAUGUCUUUGGAUUGAGAAGUUUAUAUACGCUUAUAUUAGGACAGGAUAAUUCGGCUGAUCAGACCAAAGCCAUGCAGGAGCAGAUGUCGGGGGCGGGAAUGAUGACUCCUCCUGAUCCAAUGAAAGCCUUCAAAGCGGAGUGGGAGGCGCUAGAGGUCUGUAACCACCAAUGGUGUCUUCAGGGGGUGGAGGAAGAUUUGAUUGACGGGCCAGUGCAACCAGAGACAAUUUACAUCAAAAACAAAUAUGCAUAAUCAUUAUCCAUUCACAAAUAGAUCCUGAAAGUGAUGUAAAGGAACAAGACUUUCUGUUAAAGAAUCUGACAUCUGGAUGUUUUCUUUUUGUUGUCUGAUGUGGCAUCAGUGUAUCCCACAAUCAUUUCAUAUUCAUGGAAAUUCUCUCUUCUCGUUGAUAUUGGUUGGAGACUUAAAGAUUAAGAUACCUUGUAUUCAUUAAUACACAUUAAAUUUAUAUAUUAUUAAAAGAUCUACUGAAUAGGAUGAUUAGAUGGAUAUUGUCCUAGGCUACCUUUAAAAUAAAUGAAUAAAUGUUUUCUAUAAAAGAAUUCAUUAAAAGGUGCAGAAGACUUGAAUAAAAUCAAUGAAAUGAAAAAAAAAUAUUAAUAAGAGUUUACUUACUAGUCAUCACCAGAUCCUGAAAUUAUUAAUAGUCGGAGAAAUAAAUAUUAAUUAAAUGAGGUGCUUUUGACAUUUGUUAAAAUGCAACUUGGGAGUAAUUUUUAAUUGAUGUAUAAUAAAACUCACCAAACUGUGUA
Molecule: messenger RNA, 1306 nt
Organism: Saccostrea cuccullata (small rock oyster)
Lineage: Eukaryota; Metazoa; Mollusca; Bivalvia; Ostreida; Ostreidae
Product: ER membrane protein complex subunit 3-like
Exons: 7
Coding region: 15-785 (256 amino acids)
Biological process (GO): protein folding in endoplasmic reticulum
Cellular component (GO): EMC complex; membrane
Source: RefSeq, a predicted model, not a curated record